This is a messenger RNA of Caenorhabditis sp. 36 PRJEB53466, 2766 nucleotides long. The record is from the annotation of a GenBank genome assembly. NCBI's taxonomy places the organism in Eukaryota, Metazoa, Nematoda, Chromadorea, Rhabditida, Rhabditidae.
AUGAUUCGUCUACUUUUUCUGCUUGGUUAUUUCGUUGGAACGGGUAUAGAUAAUUGGUUGAUCGUCGGAUCUCUCUUUUUCCGUUUUCAGUGCUUUCCCAAUGCCCGCCCGGUCUUACUCCUGUUUACUCAAAUUCCAACUACAACACUCCGCUGGUCAGAGUGCCCAUUCCUUUCUUUGAAAGUAUCUUUCCCUUCCAGACUUGCACUCCCCAAGACUCUUGCAGUUGCUACUCCGGAUCCUCGAGAUUCGGUUCCAUCUGCCAGUACGCCAGCCAGUACUCCAAUUACAUCUGCUGUUAUUCCACUAACACACGUAAACCGAUCUUCUUCCAUCCCAUUUCCUCCCUAAUUUGCAGAGUGUGGAUCUAACUCGAGCCCUCAGAUAUCUGCUGCCGGACAGGUUGUUUCCUGCUCUCAAAGCACUCAAUGCGCCUCCGGAUACACUUGCACCUACGGAAUCUGUUGUCCGAGCACAUCCACAAGUGAGUCAGAUGCACACCUUUCUGAUUCUCGUUCUCUUCCAGCUUCAUGCAGUUCGACGGGCAACAACGGUUGUCUGACGGGACAAGUUCUCGUCAACGGGCAAUGUUACAACUCUGUGCCAAUUGGCUCUGCCUGUCAGAGCUCGCAACAAUGCACGGGAGGCUCUACAUGCCUCUCUUCGGUGUGUCAAUGUCAGAACGGAUACGUGAAUGUCAAUCAACAAUGCGUCAUCAGCAACGGAGUAAACUGUCAGCUGGGAACUGUCUCCUACAAUUCGCAGUGCAUUUCGCUCGCUUCUCCCGGACAGUCUUGCGUCACCUCUUCGCAGUGCAUUGACAACUCGAUUUGCAGCAAUUCAGUGUGCAACUGUAACAGCAACUAGUAAGCUUCACAGCAGAUACCAUAAGGGAUAUUCAAACUUUUCAAGUCAAUUGGUCUACGGUUAUUGUGUUCCAUACACCUCUGGAAACUGUCAGAACACACAAACAUUGAUCAAUGGACAGUGUGUUCUUUACUCGAUCGUCGGAGAGCAAUGCAUUGCAAGCAGCCAGUGCGUGGGCGGAGCGCAAUGUAGUUCGGGAACCUGUCAGUGCAUUUCCGGAGCCACGGCAAUGUACGGAUACUGUAUCAGCUCUUCUUCCACUUCCUGCAAUUCCAACCAAGUUUCCAUCAACGGACAAUGUUAUUACACGGUGCAAGUCGGCGGCUCUUGCACUUAUUCGCAGCAAUGCCUGAACAGCGCAGUCUGUACAAACAGCAUAUGCGUCUCUUCGGUGUGCAACAUCCAGUGCUCCACCAAUCCGGUGAACUUUCGCAUCCCUUCACACCGUUCUAAUCUGAUAUUUGUUUUCAGGUUUGUAUUUCGAACCAGUGCUACAGCUACGUUUCAAUUGGCUCUCAAUGCGUCGGUUCCCAACAAUGUCUCUCGAGUUCUCAGUGCACGAACGGUAUUUGUCAGUGUCCGCAGGGAACUCAACAGACGAACGGAGUCUGCACUUCUACGAACAACAAUAACAACAAUAACUGUCAGUCCAAUCAGGUAGACGUCCGCCGCUUUGGAGCCCUGGGGAUACAUAAUUGUUUGUAGGUGUACUACAACGGUCAGUGCUGGAAUACUGUUUCCAUCGGACAGCAAUGCUCAAUCACCCAACAAUGUCUCGGAAGUUCGCAAUGCUUGAACUCAUUCUGUCAGUGUCCAUCGGGAAGCAGCAACACUAACGGAUACUGUCAGAGUUCUAAUGGACAGUGCAACUCUAACCAAGUAAGAUCUUCAAAAAAUUUGUAUCGAAUAGUUUGCAUAACAGGUGCUCUACAACAAUCAAUGCUGGAAUACCGUCUCGAUCGGCUCGCAGUGUUCCAUUACCCAACAAUGUUUGGGCAACUCGCAAUGCUUGAACUAUUACUGUCAAUGCCCAUCUGGAUCUUCGAAUGUGAACGGGUAUUGCAGUGGCGGAAGCAGCGGACAGUGCACCUCAAACCAGGUUAGCAUACAUUCACAAUGAUAUUUUUGUAGUUUCUGAUCAGAUUCUGUACAAUAACCAGUGCUACAACACAGUUUCCAUCGGUUCUCAAUGCACAAUCACUCAACAAUGCCUCGGAAACUCUCAAUGCUUGAACUCGUUCUGUCAGUGUCCAUCUGGAUCUUCCAACGUCAAUGGUUACUGUAGCGGAGGGAGCAGCGGACAGUGCACUUCUAAUCAAGUUAGACUCGCAAGUUCUCAUCUUUAUUUAACUUGUCCCCCUUAGGUUCUGUACAAUAACCAGUGCUACAACACUGUCUCUAUCGGCUCUCAAUGCACAAUCACUCAACAAUGCCUCGGAAACUCUCAAUGCUUGAAUUUGUUCUGUCAGUGUCCAUCGGGAAGCAGCAACGUAAAUGGAUACUGUCAGAGUUCUAACGGGCAAUGCAGUUCCAACCAGGUGAGUAAGAAGCCCAAGUCCGUAGUAUUAUAUAUCUGUUCAGGUUCUGUAUAAUAACCAGUGUUACAACACCGUUUCCAUUGGCUCUCAAUGCACAGUCACUCAGCAAUGUCUCGGCAGUUCGCAGUGCACGAACUCCUUCUGUCAGUGUCCUUCUGGAUCUUCCAACGUGAACGGCGUCUGUUCGUCUUCCACGUCCACUUCGAAUCUGUGCUCCAGUGGCCAGACUGUGCAACUCGACUCUUCCAAUCAACCGAUCAAUUGUCUCGUUUCCGCGUGUCCCACCAACUCGUUCUGUCAGUAUUCGCAAAGCGGACAAAGAUAUGUGUGCUGUAAGAAUACGUCGGGCAAGAAGAAGUAA